AUGCACUGGCCGCCCGUAUUCCGGACACUAUCCACGCCCUUGUCCUCACCUCUAAAUCUGACCCUUUUUUUGUUUCUCUUUCUCAAGUAUACUUAUAGCAGCACAAGGCAAGAAAUGGCGCAGGUUCAGGGCACCAACGACGAACGCUUUGCGGAGCUUCGAAAGAUCUUCCAGGAGCACCUCGACUCUGGCGAUGACCUCGGCGCCUCCAUCACAGUCAACCUCGACGGCAAGAACGUCGUGGACCUCUGGGGCGGCUACACCAGCAGCGAGCGCACCCAGCCGUGGCAGGAGGACACCAUUGUCAACGUCUGGUCGUCGAGCAAGACCAUCAUCUCCUUUGCCAUUCUCAUGCUCGUGGACCGCGGCCUGCUCGACGUCCACGAAAACGUGGCCAAGUACUGGCCCGAGUUUGCCGCCAACGGCAAGGAGAACAUCAAGGUCCGGCACCUGCUCUCACACACGUCCGGCCUCAGCGGCUGGGAGCAGCCGCUCACGCGCGAGGACCUGUACGACCGCGAAAAGGCGACGCGGCUGCUCGCCGCGCAGGCGCCGUGGUGGGAGCCCGGCACCGCCUCGGGCUACCACAGCCUCACCAUGGGCUUCCUCCUCGGCGAGCUGGUGGUGCGUGUCGCCGGCAAGACGAUGCGGCAGUUCAUCGCCGACGAGAUUGCCGGCCCGCUCAAGGUCGACUUCCAGCUCGGCGCGGCCGAAAAGGACUGGCCGCGCGUGGCGACGCUCGAAACGGGCGGCCAGGGCGACAUGGUGAUGCCGCCUGGCGCCCCGGAGCUCACCACCAAGUCGCUCCUCAACCCGACGCCCAACGGCAACAACGCCGGCACCGAGGGCUGGCGCCGCGCCGAGAUUGGCGCCGCCAACGGCCACAGCAACUCGCGCGCGCUGGCCAAGAUCAUGUCGGCGAUUGCGCUCGGCGGCGAGGUGGACGGCGUGCGGCUGCUGUCGCCCGAGACUAUUGACCUCAUCUUCGAGGAGCAGUCGCACGGCGUCGACAUGGUCAUCCACCGCAACGUGCAGUUUGGCAUCGGAUACGGCAUCUGCACGGCCGGCGACUCGGCCGUCAACGAGAUCCUGCCCAGGGGCCGCGUCUGCUACUGGAGCGGCUGGGGCGGCUCCAUGGUCGCGGCCGACACCGAGCGCCGGCUGACCUUUUCGUACACGAUGAACAAGAUGUGGAUCAACGCGGGCACCCUGGGCAACCCAAACACCCUCGCGUACGGCCGGGCCGUGUACGCGGCGCUGGGCGUCAAUGUGGGCACGCAGGACGGGCCGGCGAGCGGUUGA
Molecule: messenger RNA, 1302 nt
Organism: Akanthomyces muscarius
Lineage: Eukaryota; Fungi; Ascomycota; Sordariomycetes; Hypocreales; Cordycipitaceae
Exons: 1
Coding region: 1-1302 (433 amino acids)
Source: RefSeq, a predicted model, not a curated record